Molecule: messenger RNA, 1872 nt
Organism: Dendronephthya gigantea
Lineage: Eukaryota; Metazoa; Cnidaria; Anthozoa; Malacalcyonacea; Nephtheidae
Product: chloride intracellular channel protein 1-like
Exons: 2
Coding region: 87-785 (232 amino acids)
Biological process (GO): chloride transport
Cellular component (GO): cytoplasm; membrane
Molecular function (GO): chloride channel activity
Source: RefSeq, a predicted model, not a curated record
GGGCGGGACGAACAUUGUCUAAAGCUUGAUGUUCAAUUUGAAGUGCUGGUUGAUAGCGAAAGAGUUGGUUUUAUAUCGCAAUAAAAAUGAGCAACGACCAGAGUGGAGAGCUAUUGCUUUUUGUGAAGGGGCCAGUCAUCAAAGGCGACAAGGAAUCAAAAUUUGGAGAGGAUAUAUUCAGUCAUCGUUUCAUGUUUAUGAUAGCAAGGAAAGAAAUCCCUAAUGCUAAGGUUGUGCCUGUUGACACAGUCUACAAGAAGGAUAUUCUAUUGAAGUAUGGUGUAGAAGAUCAGAGCUUGAAAUUACCGCUUCUAGUUCAUACCUACACGGCUGCUGGGGAUCGUAUACUCGUUGAUGAUCCACCACAAAUCGAGGCUUAUUUGGAAGAGAAAUUUAAACCGUUCUUACGAAGUAAAGAUCCAAAGGCCUACAAGGUCCAGCUAGAUGUAUUCCAGAAAUUUAUCUUCUACCUCAAAGCCAAAGGCGAUUCCGAAAAGCCAAAGUUGAAGCAGCUUCUUGACGAGUUAAGGAAAAUUGACCAGUUUCUUACGGAUAACGAGCGUCAAUUCCUAAGCGGCGAUGAAAUCACUAUUCCCGAUUGUCAACUGUUGCCCAAAUUAUUCUAUAUUCGUAUCGCAGGAAAAUAUUACAAAAAGUUUGAAAUACCGGACGAUCUUGCCGCGUUGAAGCGCUACAUCGAAGCAGGCGAUUUAGACGAGUCAUUCCAAGACUCGAAAUGUUCGGAGAAGGAGAUUGUCGAGGGUUUCAAACGGUAUGUGCAAUGAUGAUGAAAUUGAACAGAGCCACUUUGCGUUUAUUAGGAUGUUGUAGUGACAGUCGGAAGCUUUUCAUGGACAAUUACAAUACUAUUUAUUUGUAAAGACUAGGGAGACAUUUUAGCGUGGCUGCAGUAUUGCUGAACAUGAUGAAAUUUCGACAUUUACGCUCCUUUUUCAAUAUUUGUGGAAUGUUCGGAACUUUUUACAAAUUUUGAAAACGUUCGAUCGCGUGAUUGUUCUUCAAAAUGUUGCAAUUAGUUUGAGUGUGGAAUAUUCCACUGUUUUAAUUCUCUUACCGGUAAAUGUGUUUAUUUCUUAAAUUCCAUUAUUUUUGUGCAAUGGAUCUUCAUAGAUUAUUGAAAAAUUAUAUUAUAUAUGUAUAGAGAUAUCUCAUGUGUUUUAUAUUGAGGUAAAUUAGAAUUUUAAACCAGUUCAUAUUCGUUAUAUUGGUCAUUGCGAAUGACGCACAGUGUGAUUUAGUUUUUCAUACACAAUAUUUUGUUAAACAUGCCUUUUACAGUCAUAUGUGAUCAUACACGCACUACAUGUGGCUUUGGGCCAAAGGUUUAUUAGGAAAUGACAUAAUCAAAUCGGAAACAAUUUGCCCCCAUAAAGUUGUAUUGUACAUAUUGAUUGUUCACUGUUAGAAACCACGGCUUGUACAUAGUAAACAUUUGUAGGAAUUCCUUUAUAAGUUUUUAUAAGAAGCACAUCUAAAAGACAGCCAUUUGUUGAAUAACCAAAAGUAGUGAACUUCAAGCUUGUGUUCAGUUUAGUUGCUAUAAAUGUGUCCUGACAUUACCAGUAAGGAAUUCAGAGCUUGAAUUACAGUUUCACAAUUAUUAAACUAAUUAUAUGUAAUCAAUAUCUCUUGCAUUAAAUAAUAUAUACUGAGUUGAAUAAAAAUAUUGCUAGAUCAUGAGAUAUCCUAAUUAUGUGGUGUCUUAAUACAACAGCUGUUUGAUAUUGAAACUGUGUAGCCACCAGGACAUCGCUCAACUCCUGACUAUUCUGAUCUUGUUAGAUUUCAUGUAAAACUCAUUUACCAGGGAAUCUCAUAUCUGAUAAAAAAGCUUCCACCUAAAGAUUUCCC